Molecule: messenger RNA, 1836 nt
Organism: Lactuca virosa
Lineage: Eukaryota; Viridiplantae; Streptophyta; Magnoliopsida; Asterales; Asteraceae
Source: the annotation of a GenBank genome assembly
CCAUUUUAGAAAGAGAAAGAGAAGGAGAAAAAGAGAGACAUGAAGGGAGAGAUGGUGUUGGUAAUAUUGCUGAUAGUUGUAUUACUGAUCGUUAUGAAGGUGUUUUUGGUGAUAUGGUGGAAACCAAAGAAGAUUGAAAAGCAUUUUUCUGCACAAGGCAUAAAGGGACCUCCAUAUUGCUUACUUAUUGGCAAUGCCAAGGAGAUGAUGAGUUUUAUGGUGAAAGCUUCCUCACAACCUAUGCCUUUCUCUCACAAUAUUCUCCCCAGAGUCCUCUCUUUCUACCAUCAUUGGAAGAAAAUCUAUGGUCCCACAUUUCUUAUAUGGUUUGGACCUAUGGUUCGUCUCACUGUCUCUGAUCCUGACCUCAUUCGAGAAGUCUUUUGUUCGAAAUCAGAAUUAUAUGAGAAAAAUGAAGCUCACCCUCUUAUCAAACAACUAGAGGGUGAUGGGCUCCUUAGCCUCAAAGGUGAAAAAUGGGCUCUCCAUAGAAAGAUCAUCACUCCUACGUUUCACAUGGAUAAUCUCAAAUUAUUGGUACCCGUAGCAACGUGUAGCGUGGUGAAAAUGCUUGAUAAAUGGUUAGACAUGUCGGAUUCUGGGGAAGUGGAAAUCGAGGUGUCUGAAUGCUACCAAAACCUAACGAAGGAGACAAUGACUAGGACUGCGUUUGGCAACAUUAACUACGAAGAUGGAAAACAUAUUUUUCAAUUACAAACUCGACAAAUGGUCUUAACUUCUGAAGCAUUUCAAAAAAUUUCCAUCCCAGGUUAUAGGUUUUUUCCCACAAAAAGAAAUAGAGAAUGUUGGAAAUUACAGAAGGAAAUCAAGAAAAGGUUAAUGAGGGUCAUUGAGAGGAGGAGAGAAAAGUGGGACGACGAUGAAUUGGAAAAUGGGCCGAAGGAUUUGCUUGGGGUUAUGAUCGAAGCGAGUAGGAAAGAAUCUUUGAAUUUCUUGCCGGCGAUAACGGCAAGUGACAUCGCGGAGGAGUGCAAGAGCUUCUUCUUCGCUGGAGAACAAACAACAUCCAACCUGCUGACGUGGACCACCGUAUUGCUAGCAAUGCACCCACAGUGGCAGGUGAUAGCACGUGACGAGGUGCUAAAUGUGUGUGGACCACGUGACAUUCCCACCAAAGAUUGUGUUUCCAAGCUUAAAAUGUUGACCAUAAUACUCAACGAGUCCAUGAGAUUAUACCCUCCAAUAGUGGCAUCGAUCAGACGAGCAAAAGCUGAUGUUGAAUUAGGAGGGUACAAGAUCCCGCGUGGCACUGAACUUCUCAUUCCAAUCUUGGCAAUUCAUCAUGAUCAAACCAUAUGGGGUGAUGAUGUUAAUGAAUUUAAUCCAAGUCGAUUCUCAGAUGGAAUAGCUCGUGCAGCUAAACAUCCUGUAGCCUUCAUUCCGUUCGGGUUAGGAGUUCGCACAUGCAUUGGACAAAAUCUUGCAAUUUUACAAGCAAAAUUGACUAUUUCAAUCAUAUUACAAAGAUUCUCUUUCAAGUUGUCUCCAAAGUAUCAACAUGCACCAACUGUUCUUAUGCUACUUCAUCCGCAAUAUGGUGCACCAAUUGUCUUCAAAAACUUAAGGACGGAUCGUAGAUCCAAAGGAAAUUAAGGGUCAUAAAUUCCCCUAGGAGUACUACCCUAUAUGUGCGAGUGAACCUAGGCCUCUUAGUAGCACACAAAAACCAUCACCAUAUAGCAAAGGGAAAUAACAGGGAAAGCACCAUUUCAAAUCAUAAAUACUUAAAGAUUAAGGGAGUAGAUAGUAUACAUAUUAUGUUAAGUUUCAUUUCUACCCCACUAGCUAGUUCAUUAAAAUGUUUAUAAUAUCCCA